CCUUAGAUCAUGACCUCGCUUUUACGCUUUCUAUUAAGCUUAAAAUAAAAAACUAGCUAGCUUUAUAGCUAGCUAGCUAGCUCUGGAUAUCUUUGCUUUGUAUCGAAGCUACUUGUGUGAUCAUGCCUCCGCCAGUGGCUUUUGCUGCCUGUGAAGAGCACGUAUUCCGGAGGGACUUCACUGCUCAAAAAUGGCUGCCUGUGGACGACCAAAACAAGCCAUCCCGAGUCCAGUUUAUGAAGAGAGACAACAGCUACUUCAUGAGGCUCAUUGCCAACGGAGAGAGGAUUGACUAUGCCUUGUCGAGGGAGAGUCGACUGCACUCAUCUCCUGAUGGGUCUGGGUUCCUACAGAUCCCUCUGGCUGAUGCUAAAGAGUUGUAUGCUAUCAAGUUCCGGGACACUGUCGAUGGCGACGCCUUCUAUGCUAAGAUUGUCAACGAAAUGGACAUGCCGUGGUCUUCUCCUAGGACUACGAUUGGUCCCGACAAACUACCGAACCCUGCUGUCAACUUUGGACCGACAACACUACCUAGUAACGGCAACAGACGUAUCGAGCCUACCAUUAUUAGACCACAGAAUCAGCCGUCAAUCAACCCAUCACCACUACAGCCUGGGGGGUUUCAGCAACUGCCCCAGUUCAACAACGCCCCCCUUCGUCCGGGUCCCCCAAAGAAAAAUGCAGUGGACAUGGUUGACCAACCCCCGCCAGUUGUAAGGAAUCCAGUUGUCAGGAAUCAAGCACCUCUACCACCUCGAGAGUACACUAAUCAACCGAUGGCCAACAGUUUCAGUGGUCACCCUCCUCAAGAGCUACUGGCGCAGAAUCAGUGGGGGCGCAGUUAUGGCCCCGGGCCCAACAACCCUGGCCCACAACCAGGGGGUAUGAAUCGUGGGAACUUCAACCCCCAAUCACAACCGCAGCAGAACUAUGGACAGCCUCAGUAUCGCAAUGCUCCACAGCAACAACAUCAGCAAAUGUCCUACAACGCCAGCACUAUAGAUCCGUAUCACCGUGGGAAUCAGCCGGGUGGUGGUGGUUACAAUCAGGGUGGACAGAUACCACAGGCUGGCGGACAGAGACCUCCCAAGAUAAACCCACAAAUCAGACGACCGAGGGAACCAGAGCCUGUGGAGGAGGCACAGCUAGGCACUCUAGCUGUGUCACUGAUGAACGCCAUCAACCAAGGCAACGAGGGCCAAGCACAGCGCCUACUGGCCAGUGCCCUCCAGGUCAAAGCCAACCUCAGAAUAGAGUGUGAGAAGGGGACCAAACAGGAACCGGAACCGGAGUUCAUGUUGGAGGUGGUGGUGGAGUUCCAACAACCUCAGAAGAAGCCUCUCUGUGUCUUCCUUGAUAAAAUAUGUGAGAGUUUCACCAUCUUUGACCUACAGACUAUGGUGGAGCAAAAAUUCCACAUUCCCCGUUCUUCUCAGAACUGGAUUAUAGGCUCCAAGCUGAUCAAGAGUGAUGACCGUCAGCCAUUGAGCAGCUAUGGCCUCAAGUGUGUCAAAGGCAGUGACUCACAGCAGAUCAUCUACCUCUACGUCAUGCACACUAAGAAAGCUAACGUUGCCAAGGAAGAUUUGGAGGCCAUACAAACUCGCCAACGGGCUCAACAAAACAAGCAGCAGUCCGGAGUACAGGCUCCACUGCCACCAGCUAUCCAAGCUCCUAAUAAUCGCCAGGGACAACAAGCCGAUUACUCUCAGGGACAACAAGCUAAUUACCCUCAGGGGCAGCAGCCUAAUUACCCUCAGGGGCAACGAGUUAAUUACUCUCAGGGGCAGCAGCCUAAUUACCCUCAGGGGCAACGAGUUAAUUACUCCCAAGGUGGGCAGCAUAUGAUGGGACCUAUGCACGGACAAAUGGGACAAAUGGUAGGAGAUCCUAAUCAGUCUGGUUUCCCACAAGCUCCGUCCCAUGACCGUGGAUACCAAGGGCAGGGGAAUUUCCCUCAAGAUAAUAUGGGACCUCCACAGCAGUUCGGUGGUGAUCCAACUUACGACAAGAUCGGUAAUCGUGGCUACAAUCCCGGCUUUACUGAUAGUGGGCUCCCCAAGUUUCGAGCACAGCAAGACCCCCUACCUGUUCAAUACCCCCCGCAGUUUGAUGAGCCCGUGUACGAACAACUCAACCAGGGGGUGUCAGGCCUCCAGAACCCUCCCGUUCAGGGGGCCCGUAAACCUCCCCCUCCAGGGGCAGUGAGUGUCCUGCCUCAUGUAGAUGUGCUAUCAAGGGGGCCAGACCAGCCUAACCCCCAGGCUGUGCUGGGGGUCCCCUCACAGUUGAAUUUGGCCCCCCCUAUUAUUAAAGAGAAACCGGGCUGGAAGUGCUCAGUCUGUACCUACCAUAACAAACCACGACGACCCGGCUGUGAGAUGUGCACUGCACCUCGACCAGAGGACUAUGAUGUCCCUGACGACACUCCAUUGGAUACGCUACAGCUGGACGAGCAGAAGAAUGAUGAGCUCUUUCAAGAGUAUGAGAAGCUAGAGGGAGAGCGUAAGAAGGACGAAGCCAUCAGGAACUAUCAAGCCCUCAUCCAGGCGGAGGACGCAGAUGUCGUGACCAACAAAGAGGAGUUUGAAUGCAUGAUCUGUUACGUUCCCACAGAGCCGGGAGAGGGGGUGAUCCUCAGGGAGUGUCUGCACGAGUUCUGCAAGGGCUGUCUCCAUGACACCAUAAUAAAUACUGGGACAGCUGUCGUGGGGUGUCCAUUUGACGACGGGAACUACCAGUGUCACACUGCCGUCUCAGAAAGAGAGAUGAGAACCGUUCUGAGUGACGAGGAAUUAGAGGCGGUGCAAAGGCGUGGUCUACGUGAGGCAGAGAACGCCUCCCCCAACAGCUUCCAUUGUAAGACUCCCGAUUGUACAGCUUUCUGUUUCUAUGAGGACGAUGUAAACGAGUUCCAGUGUCCGGUGUGCAACAAGCGUAACUGUCUCCUGUGUAAGGCUAUUCACGAGGGCAUGGAUUGUAAGGAGUAUCAGGACGAUCUCAAGAGGAGGGCGGCCAAUGAUGAGGCUGCCAUGGCAACGCAGAUGAUGCUCGAGGGUCUGGUGAAGAACGGUGAAGCUAUGAACUGCCCUCAGUGUAAGAUCAUCGUCCAGAAGAAGGACGGAUGUGAUUGGAUCCGCUGCUCCAUGUGUCGUACUGAAAUAUGCUGGGCCACCAAGGGACGGCGAUGGGGACCAGCUGGCACCGGGGACAAGUCUGGUGGGUGUCAGUGCCGUGUGGGGGGUAAGAAGUGCACUCCGACCUGUAGGAACUGUCACUGAAGAGACUGUGGGACUGUGUUAGAACUGUACUGUCUGUGUGACAUUGUUGUGUUAGUAGUGUUUUGUUUAGUUGUCUUGGUGUUAUGAUUUUUGUUCAAUUUUUUUGUGUUCAUUUGUUGAAUGUAGAUUGCUGACUUAA
Halichondria panicea is the source of this 3420-nucleotide messenger RNA. RefSeq lists its product as uncharacterized. Lineage: Eukaryota; Metazoa; Porifera; Demospongiae; Suberitida; Halichondriidae. The record is from RefSeq and is a predicted model, not a curated record. The coding region runs from base 123 to 3281 and encodes 1052 amino acids. The transcript is spliced from 13 exons. Gene Ontology annotation, biological process: protein linear polyubiquitination; proteasome-mediated ubiquitin-dependent protein catabolic process. Gene Ontology annotation, molecular function: zinc ion binding; ubiquitin binding; ubiquitin-protein transferase activity. Gene Ontology annotation, cellular component: ubiquitin ligase complex.